Molecule: messenger RNA, 1038 nt
Organism: Penicillium waksmanii
Lineage: Eukaryota; Fungi; Ascomycota; Eurotiomycetes; Eurotiales; Aspergillaceae
Product: zinc-dependent alcohol dehydrogenase family protein
Exons: 3
Coding region: 1-1038 (345 amino acids)
Molecular function (GO): oxidoreductase activity; zinc ion binding
Source: RefSeq, a predicted model, not a curated record
AUGAAAGCCCUUGUAUACACCGGACCCGGGAAGAUCGAAGUCCUGGACCGGCCCAAACCAGCCCUCCAAGCACCAACUGACGCAGUAAUACGCCUCAUGCACGCCUCGAUCUGCGGGACAGAUCUCCAUAUCAUUAUGGGAGAUGUCCCGACAGCUCAACCAGGACUGGUGCUCGGUCACGAAGGCGUAGGUAUAGUGGAGGAAGUGGGCUCGGCAGUGCACAACUUUGAGGUUGGACAACGCGUCGUUAUAUCCUGUAUGACUUCUUGUGGAGCCUGCAAGCGGUGUCGGCAAGGCAUCCCGGCGCACUGCCAGACCGGUGGCUGGGUAUUGGGACAUCAUAUCGAUGGAACGCAGGCGGAGUAUGUCCGGGUGCCGCACGCGACACUUUCGCUGCACGCAUUGCCUGAUCUGAUCGAUCCACGGGCCGCAGUGGCCUUGUCCGAUGCUCUGCCGACGGGAUUGGAGGUGGGCGUGCUUGGUGCGAACGUGCAGCCGGGUGGAUCGGUGGUGAUUAUCGGGGCAGGACCGGUGGGAAUUGCGGCGCUUUUAACGGCAAAGCUUUAUACACCAGCGUUGAUUGUGAUGGUCGAUCGCGAUGAGGCGCGACUAGCUACCGCGCGGGAGCUCGGGGCGGAGACGGUUCAGGCGGAUGAGGAGGGGGCACGCGAGAAGCUACUCAGUCUGACGGAGGAUCAGGGGUUCGACUCGGUAAUUGAAGCGGUCGGAAUCCCUCAAACCUUUGCAUUGGCCCAGGAAUUGGUGGGGAUAGGCGGGCGCAUUGCCAACGUGGGCGUCCACGGUAAACAGGCGGCUCUCAACUUGGACCGGCUUUGGGAUCGGAAUAUCACAGGCAUCCACAUGUCGCUUGUGAACGCGACAACCACCGGGAAAUUGUUAACGUUGGUGGCCACGAAUCAAUUGGAGAUUUCUCGUUUGGUCACGCACAACUUCCCCAUUUCCAACGGCACAGCUGCGUUUGACACCUUUAGGAAUGCUGCUCAACAUCGCGCACUCAAAGUGGCCAUUGACUUUUGA